Molecule: messenger RNA, 1219 nt
Organism: Cetraspora pellucida
Lineage: Eukaryota; Fungi; Glomeromycota; Glomeromycetes; Diversisporales; Gigasporaceae
Source: the annotation of a GenBank genome assembly
AAAAACUAUUCAUGAUCCUGAAAGAAUUAAAGCAUGUCAUUUGAAUAAUUUUAAAACCAACACAUCUAUGUGUCAUUUAGAACAAUUAGGAGGAUACCUCAUAUUAUCCGCUCAUUAUGAAGAUUUAUAUAAUUUCUUCCAAGAUCAGGUCAAUCAUCUCGUAUAUCGUUAUCCAGAUCUACAAUUCACUUCUCACUAUAAAAACGCCACAUUACCAUACGAAUCCAUACUUAAAAACGGUACAAAAGACUUACUAACCGGCCUAAUCAUUGCUAUUACUUUGAAACCUGAUGUGCAACUACACCAAAUACAAAAAAUUUUAAUCCGUCUUGGAUUGAAAUUUAUAUAUAUGAAAGCUUUAACUGAUGAUUAUGGCACUAUCACUAACAAUAUUAAAUAUAACCUGUUCUCAGCUUUUGCAGGGCAGAUUGAUAAGUGUUCAAAAUGUGGAAAAGAAGUCAUUUGUAAUAAAGACCCAGAUGUAAUAUCUGAGGCUUUAGAACAUGCUGCUAAAUGUUCAGUGCGUACUACCGAUUUUCAAAAAACUGCAAAUGAGGCUUUCAUUCCUGGACGACCACAAUCCUUCAUGAUGCACUUUAAAACACAUAAAAAUGUUGCUAUUGUCGUAGACGAAGCUCACUGUGAAGAUAUGGGCUAUCAAGACUGUCAGAAACAAUUUAAUUAUGAGAUCUCUGGACCUAUACAGUUAUCUUUUAAAGCUUGGUGGGAACAUGUUAAGCAAGAAGCUCUUCGAAAAACUACAGAAAAAAGACUCGUGAAAUACGAGACAACCCAACAAAAUAUAGACCAACGAUGUGGAAGAGUUGGCAGAACGAAAAAUGGUCGAUCAGACAUUCGGGCACCAGAUUAUUGGUUACAAAAAUGUAAAGCUUUCUGUACACAACCCGAAUACAUAGCUAAUCUUCCUAGUAUUUAUAAAAGUUUUUAUUUACAAUGGCAUGAGAACUUGCAGCCAUUAUCUUUAGAAGAGUUAGCUGAUAUAAUUAAGUCAGAAACACUUGACUUCUCAUCCAUUAAAAUUCCUGAUUUCGUCGAGGAUAUGGAAUAUAAUGAUGAUUUUACUUUAAAAUGCGAUCCUGAGUUCAUUGAUUUAAAUAAAAGUGGCAAAAAGAAGGAGUUACCGAUAUGUACCAAUAAAUAUACGACCUGGUGGGCAGGUCAGUUAAUUCCGAUAAUAGAUAAAAUCGACCCUAAAUAA